AUGGUGGGUGCUGGUGCUGCUGUGUCAGUAGAACAGGAAUGUGGACAAGCUUCUCCUUGUGAGGCUGAGCUUCAGGAAUUAAUGGAACAAAUUGACAUCAUGGUAAGCAACAAGAAAUUGGAUUGGGAAAGAAAGAUGAGGGCUUUGGAGACACGAUUAGAUCUUCGGGAUCAAGAGUUGGCAAAUGCACAAACUUGUUUGGAUCAGAAAGGUCAAGAGGUGGGAUUACUUCGACAGAAGUUGGACAGUCUGGAAAAAUGUAAUUUAGCAAUGACUCAGAAUUAUGAAGGACAACUACAAACCCUAAAAGCUCAAUUUUCCAAACUAACAAAUAGCUUUGAGAAACUGAGAUUACAUCAGAUGAAACAAAACAAAGUUCACCGAAAAGAAAUACCUCAUAAAGAAGAAGUGCCCUUUGAACUGAGCAAUUUAAACCAAAAAUUAGAGGAAUUUAGAGCAAAGUCAAGAGAAUGGGACAAGCAAGAGAUAUUGUAUCAGACUCAUCUGGUUUCUUUAGAUGCUCAACAAAAAUUAUUAUCUGAGAAGUGUAAUCAAUUUCAGAAACAGGCACAAAAUUACCAAACUCAACUAAAUGGUAAAAAACAGAGCAUAGAAGGCAGCAGCUCUGAAAUUCCUAACUUGUUAUGUGAAUCAGAUACCAGUUGUGAAACCACUGAAAGAGAUGAAUUCAUUAUUGAAAAAUUAAAAUCAGCUGUGAGUGAAAUAGCAUUAAGCAGGAAUAAAUUACAAGAUGAAAAUCAGAAGCUCUUACAAGAACUGAAAAUGUACCAAAGACAGUGCCAGGCCAUGGAAGCAGGACUCUCAGAAGUGAAAAAUGAGUUACAGUCACGUGAUGAUCUCUUGAGGAUUAUAGAAAUGGAAAGAUUGCAGUUACACAGAGAAUUAUUAAAAAUAGGAGAAUGCCAAAAUGCUCAAGAAAAUAAAAAAAGACUUGAACCAUCUUAUUCACCUUCUACUAAAGAACCAGAAAGGAAAAGGAAAGAGAUGUUUCCAGUGGUCCCAGAACAAUCAAAUCAUGAAAAAGAAUUAACUAAGAUAAGAAGCCAGCUCUAUCCAGAGGAAGAGUUCCACAGCUCUGAGCAGGAAAGAAUGAGGAAUGAAAUCUCUGACUUAACAGAGGAGCUUCAUCAGAAGGAGAUCACUAUAGCAACUGUCAUGAAGAAAGCUGCCCUUUUGGAAAGACAGCUAAAGAUGGAGUUAGAAAUAAAAGAAAAAAUGUUAGCAAAGCAACAGGUCUCAGAUAUGAGAUAUAAAGCUAUCAGAACAGAAAACACACAUCUAAAAGGAAUGAUGGGAGAUUUAGACCCUGGGCAAUAUAUGAGUGUGGACUUCACUAACAGGGAACAUUCAAGGCAUACAUCCAUUAACAAACUGGAAUAUGAAAACGAAAGGCUUCGAAGUGAUCUUGCAAAACUUCAAAUCAAUGGAAAAUCAGCAUGGUCUAAUCAAAAUACCUAUGAAGAAACAGGAAGAUACGCCUAUCAAAACCAAAUAAAAAUGGAAAAAAAUGAAGAUAGACUUAGCCAAGAUCAUGAACCAAAUAGAAGUACCACGCCUCCAAUGCCACCUUUGACAUUUCGAACCAAAGAAAUGGCAAGUCCUUUGGUUAGUGAUGAUGAAGUAUUCCCAUUGUCUCCCCCAGAUAUCUCCUUCCCUGCUUCUUUGGCUGCACAGCAUUUCCUUAUGGAAGAAGAGAAGCGAGCAAAAGAACUUGAAAAGCUUCUAAAUACACAUAUUGAUGAACUGCAAAGACAUACAGAAUUUACUCUUAAUAAAUACACCAAACUAAAACAAAAUAGACAUAUAUGAGCUUUUAAACUUUUUUAUUUGCUCCCCAACCCCAAGAAAAAAAAGCUCUGGCAAAAUAUUUACAAAGCUGAGUACUGGAGCUAAGAAAUUUUGUUCUAUUUUCUUGAGUAAAUAAUUUCUGUAAGGCAGCUAGAAAAUAGCAUUUUGUUUGAUAAAGCUGUUUGUAUUUCUGAAUUAACAUACUAAAUUGUUCUGCUAUAGAAUUGCUAUAAAAUAAACAUGACUACUCCAAAAGAGAAUUUUUUUCUAGUCUGAGGAAUAGUUUGGAGUUAAAAAUUCAAUUUUUCCCACCUGAAUCAUGUAUACUAAAAACCCAUUUCCUCUUUAACAACAUAAAAUGAGAGAAAAGGAAGUGCUAUAUUUCAAAUAUCAAUGAAUCAAGUGCAGCUCAGUUGUACUAGGUGUGAACUCAAGGAUUUUUUUUAAAUGAAAAAAAUAUGUAAAUAUUUUGAACUAUGUAAACAUCGUAAGACUUCUUUUAGGGAAAAAAAAAAGAUAUAGCUGUAUUGUUUUUACACUUACCUUUGUAAUGUCUGGUUUAAUACCAUAAAGGACAUAGAAUGUGCAGUAUACACACUUAAAAUAUGUGUCAGAGAUCAAUGCUUUCCUGUUACUUCAUAAACAUGAAUAAGAAAAAAAACAAAUAUAAAUCAAUACUGUUUCUACAUUCUCCUUUGUAAUCACCUGUUUUUAAUUAAUAAAGAAAUUCAAAUUCA
This is a messenger RNA of Urocitellus parryii (Arctic ground squirrel), 2546 nucleotides long. RefSeq names its product deuterosome assembly protein 1 (gene Deup1). Lineage: Eukaryota; Metazoa; Chordata; Mammalia; Rodentia; Sciuridae. The record is from RefSeq and is a predicted model, not a curated record. Gene Ontology annotation, cellular component: centriole; deuterosome. Gene Ontology annotation, biological process: centriole replication; de novo centriole assembly involved in multi-ciliated epithelial cell differentiation.